This is a messenger RNA of Hypanus sabinus (Atlantic stingray), 5337 nucleotides long. It is a transcript of the gene inpp4b, whose product is annotated as inositol polyphosphate-4-phosphatase type II B. Gene Ontology annotation, cellular component: cytoplasm. Gene Ontology annotation, molecular function: phosphatidylinositol-3,4-bisphosphate 4-phosphatase activity. The transcript is spliced from 26 exons. Bases 238 to 3348 code for a protein of 1036 amino acids. The record is from RefSeq and is a predicted model, not a curated record. NCBI's taxonomy places the organism in Eukaryota, Metazoa, Chordata, Chondrichthyes, Myliobatiformes, Dasyatidae.
GGUUGGGUGCAGCACACACCAGUCACCGAAGGGUGUCGCACCAGGCCGAGACUCACCUGGGGCGCGCGCAGGCAGGUGAGAGUGACGCAAAGGCUACCUGUUCAAACCACAGUGAAGUGGAAGGUGACCGCUGCCCAACUAGAGUCGAACUAAGCUCUUGAUGCUGCCCUUGCUUCAUUGACUGCUGCAUUAAGUCAGUCUUCAUCUUCCAUUUCAUUAUUUCUGAAAAGAAAUGAAAUGAAAUUCAACUCCACUGAAUUGUUCUCCCUUGCACAGAAGACUCCCUUCUAUUUUGAAAAGGAAGGCAUUUUGAAAAUCAGGAAAUCAACAACCAAAUGGAGAAAACAUCAAGGACUAAUAGAAAGAUGGUGCCGCCUGAAAGGAAACCUGCUGUUCUUAAUGAAAAAUAGAAGCAGUACAUCAGGUCCUGCGGAAGUAAUACUCCUGGAACGAUGUUACAUUGUGGAAGGCAGAGAUAGCAAGAGCCCAGCUUUAACUAUCACUUUUCAGAGUGGAGAGCCAGACAUUUAUCUUGAAGCCAUCUCAAAGUCAGACUGUGGAGAGUGGAUUGCAGCACUCCGACAAGCAAACUCUGAAGGUUUGCGAAGGAGAAUUGCACACCUUCAGCAACUCAUCAUGGACAUCAAAGGCAAUACAAGCCCAGAUGAGGCCCAUCAGAUCCUCCCUAUACCAGAGACACAAUCUCCAUUGAUAGGGAUUUCCAAUUUUCCAUUUGAACCCAAGUUGGAAUUCAGUCUCGCAUGCAAGGAACUGGUGGCUACAGCUCGUGAUCGGAAGCCGAAUGCCUUUGUGCAGAUCGCAGUCAUAAAUCCUACACAGCAGAGCCUGACCAGAUACUCUAAUACUGAAACAGUGGAGGGAACAAGGGAUCCAGUGUUUUUGACUGGUGCUACCUUCCCACCGGGCUAUCCCAUUUAUGAAGAGACGCGGGUGAAACUAACCGUCUACGAUGUCAAAGAGAAGUCCCAAGAAACCCGAAGCUUCCUGGGCUCUGCUACGUUUACUAUAGGUGAUCUGCUGAAGUCGGAAGAGCAAACGCUGACUAUAAAUCUAAGCCCUCUAGAUGGUUCAAGCAAAGUGGGGACCAUAGUGAUCAGCAACCUUAAAAUGGGUGAAAAAGAGAAUGAAGAUGCAGACCAAACUCCUUCUGAAGCAUCACGAGAAAAGUCAGCUUUAUGUGGCAGUGCUUUGUACAAGACUGUUAAUGAUGCUGAAAAAUUCUCAAUACUAGAUUCAGUGUUUAAAAAUAUCAUAUAUAAAGUUUAUAAAUUACCUACAGCCAAUGGCAAGUGGCUCUGUGUACGAGAACAAAUGGCUGAAAGUACACUGUCCUUCCAUAUCCCCAAGCAACUGAUAAAACUCUUCAUCCAAGAAGAUACAAGAAGGCUGCAAGAUCUCGAGGAACUAGGCGAGCUUUCUGCUCACUGGGACACCCUACGCCAAAAUGUAACUGUCCACUACCAGCAGAUGAUUAGCAGCUAUCACGAAGUACUCACGGAACUCAGUAAAUUCUCAGGGUCUUCAUUCAAACCAAGCUGCAGCAGAGGGGAGAAGAAGCUUGAAUUUGUUCCAGUUAACCUGCAUUUACAGCGAAUGCAAAUUCAGAACAGUUCUGCCAGAACAGAUGCCACUUAUGAUGUGGUUACGAUUGGAGCUCCUGCAGCUCACAUCCGGGGUUUUCGAAAUGGAGGUCUUCGCAGGCAGCUGUACAGAUUUGAAGGGGAAAAGAGAAACUCAGCAUACCAAUAUAUUUACUAUUCACCUGAAGACACAACCAAAGCAAAAGAAGUCAUCACCAACAUUUAUAAGCUUCAGCCUCGCAUAUUGAGCAACUCUGAACUCCUUCUGACUGCAGCAAGGCAACACUCCAGUGACAGCCUCAAAGAUUCAUUGAAAACGCUCAGUGAAAUAACGGAGCAGUUUGUACAUACUUUUGAAGACCAGUUGUUGCGAAGUGCACUGUUGGCUCUACAUAAGGCUCGUCCAAGUUACAUCAACAAAAAGUGCUCCACUCUCAUCCCUAACCCAGACACAGCCGAAGAACAAACUGAAAACAACGAACGCAAGUCCAGUAAAGAUUCAAUACCUCACCAUGCUGAAUAUGAUGAGGAAGAUUGGGACAGAGUGUGGGUGAAUGUGGGAAAAAGCUUGAACUGUAUAAUUGCAAUGGUGGACCGACUGCUUGAAGAAAGCAGCAGCAGCCCAGACUGUGAACUAAAUUCUUCGUCAGCUGACCAGAGCUCCUCUUCAGCAUGUGAUAACUGGUACGAAGGGCUGUACCCGCUGGUAAUUACUCUGAAGGACUGUGUCAGUGAAGUGAUUAACAGAGCAAAGAAGGCCAUGGUGUUUGUUCUUCUGCAGGAUUGUGGUUCCAAUAUACCACAGGCCCUGGCACUGCAUCAGAGGAGAGACGUUGUGUUUAGCCAAGCACUUGCAGGCCUGGCCUGUGGGUUUGUGAUCAAACUGCAAACUUGUUUGCACGAUCAGGGUUUUCUACUGCAGCUUCACACAGUGGGUUUGCUGGUGCAGUUUGAAGGACUUCUCAGCACAUACAGUGAAGAGAUCGGAAUGCUAGAAGACAUGUCAGUUGCAAUAACAGAUUUACAGAAAGUGUCAUUUAAAGUUGUUGAAGCACAGAUGGAAGAGAGUGCUAGUGCUGACCUUUAUCCUGUUGUGACUGGAAUCCGAGAUUUUUACACAGUGGAGGUGCAACUUCCCAGCAAAUUGUUUGAAGCUUUGCCUCAGGAAAUCAAAGAUGGAAAGUUGUUGCAUGUACAUCCAGUGUUUUUUAACAUUGGAAUAAAUGAACAACAAACUCUGGCUGAAAGGUUUGGAGAUAUUUCACUGCAGGAAAUUAUAAACCAAGAGAACUUUAAACUGCUUAAUAAAUAUUUCAAGUCAUUUCAAGAAAACUUAUCACCUGAUUGUCUGCCUCGGUUUCAAACCCAAAUUGAUUUAAAAGACCUUUUUCAAAGCCUCAGUGAAAACAUCCAAGCUAGGAAGAGAAAGAAUGUGGAAAUCCUAAAACUUGCUGCAUCUAUUUGCCGAAGGCUCAAUGGAAUACGUUUUACAAGCUGUAAAAGUGCCAAAGACAGGACGUCCAUGUCAGUAACGUUGGAGCAAUGUGUCAUUCUGCAAGAAGAACAUAGCCUACAUCCGGACUAUUUUGUCCGAGCACUGGACUGUAUGAGAAGAGAAGGAUGUCGGAUAGAAAAUGCGCAGAAGAAUAUAAAAUGCAGGAAAUAUGCAUUCAACGCAAUUCAGCUGAUGGCAUUCCCAAAAUAUUACAGGCCACCAGAUGGGACAUAUGGAAAAGCAGACACUUAAGCAAUCUUAUUUGUAAACAUAUAGUUUACAAAAAAAAAAAAAUCACGUGUUUAUUAGCUUCAUGUAGACAAAGUGAGUAAUUUAUCUAAUUUUUUGACUGAGUGAUUUAUCUGCUGUCCAUUUAUAUUAAUCAUAUUGGUAAUCAUAUUUAUGUCUAAACAAAUGAAAAUUGUACAUAGCCCUUGGCAAUCAUUUUGUUUGAAGGACCUUGCCAUUUUUUUCCUUGUUAAUGUUGUACAAAGAACACUAGCAUAUUGAGCUGUUUGCAAAUCUUUUCAAAAAGCAAUACCCCUGUUAAUAAUAUAUUAAAUGGCUAUUCUUUGAUUUGAUAUGUUUGGAACUGGAUGCUCUUGUUACAACAGGUUAUUGUCCACAGUUAUGUUUCUAUUUUUCAGGAUUGCCAAUGAGAAGUAAGAACUUUUUUUAAAUGUUUUGUAACACAAGCAAAUGCAUACUGCUAGAUGUUUGAAAUUAUUCAACCCAAUUCAAGUGCAAGAUUGGGACUAUGUGAUUUGAAGAAUUACUGUAUUACUGCUGGUGUUUGUGCCAGAACAUUUUCCAGUUCACUAAACAGCACAUCAUGUUCUUAAAAGGAGUAGGUAUAAAAUGGACAUGUUUUAAUGUGUGUAAGAUUAAACAUAGCCUUCAAACUGACACUUACAUAUUAACAUCAGAAAUACAUUUACUAACUAAGAAACUAUUUAAAUACAUUAAAAACUAUUUCAGCAUUUUAAAUUUACAUAUCCCUUUUAUAUAACAGCUGUAAAACAUGCAGAAAAUCUGCAUUAUUAUAAUACUGAAUUCUGUGGAGUAAAAAUAGGCAACUCUACAAUCACACAAGACACAGUUAAACAAAUGUUUUUAAAUAACCUUACAUGUGUUAGCUUUCUUGAGGUCCUCAAACAUUUUAAAUCAAUUGAUAUUUAUGCUGCUCAUACAGCAUUAUAAUUAAAGAACCAAGCAGAUGUGGGUUGUGAUACUCAAAGAAGCUAUCUGCAAGUAUCCAGGAAGAAGAGCAAAAUCUUCAGGAAAAUAAUGAAAAUUAGUGCCUCUGGAGAAAUAAGGUUGGAGCUGGUGAGAAGUUAUCAUUCUCUAUCCAACUGUCAGUAUAACCUAUUUAUUGCAAUCAAUAAUACAAUGUUGAUUCAAAAAGAUGUUAUUUUUGUGCAUGACAAGGUGAUCUUGUAAAACUGGUGUUUUUCUGUUCCGUUGAUCACUGCAGUCAAAGCAACUGCAAAAAGCAAGAUUUGGUGAAUUUAACUGUUUGUCCAAAUAAACCUAAUUCUCUUUAUAGAUUAUUUUUAAGAGCAAUCUUUUGGAUUUGGAGGUUAGCUAAAUAGUUUAGUACAAAAGUAAUAUCCCAGAAACUGGGCUGCAACCCAAGGACUCAAACAGUUGAGAUUAAGGCAUACAAAAUGAACACAUCCAUUUUCAUUGCAGUAAAAUGUUAGAAUGGGGACAUUAGGUAUAUUGUUUCUAACAAAUUGUUUUUUACACCAAAGAUAGAUACAAUAUCUCUAUUUCCUUACUGAUUAUGUUAAGUUUUAUAACAACCUGUUGGGAGCGUUUACCUUUGCUACACUUUUUCUUAAUUCACAAAAAAGUGCCUGUUUUUAUAUCUUAGGAGUUUACUCAUAUUUUCUGUUUCCUCGCUAUAAUUUUCUUAGUAAUCUUUUCUGAUUUUAAACCCCUGUUAAUGGUUUAAUGGAUCUUAUAAACAUACUGUUGUUAAUGUUAUGGUUGGCCAAAGUUACAACAUUUUCUAAAGGAGUUUUCAUAUCAUGUUGUCAUUGACAAUUAUGAACAUCUUUAAAGUAGUUAUCUUUUUUAAUCUACCCUUGCAUCUCAUAAUUUAGAUUGUCAAUUUACCCAGUUUGAUCUCCCCUUUCAAUAUGAUGAUUAUAGCUCCCAAUUAAAUGCAACACCAUGUCAAUUAUGCUAUUUUAUACUCUGACCAAAAAUUAUAGCUGAAAAUUCCCACAUUGUUUU